AUCAUGGCGUCCAUGGGGACCCUGGCCUUUGACGAGUAUGGGCGCCCUUUCCUCAUUAUCAAGGACCAGGACCGCAAGUCCCGCCUCAUGGGGCUCGAGGCCCUCAAGUCUCAUAUAAUGGCGGCGAAGGCUGUGGCAAAUACAAUGAGAACAUCGCUUGGACCAAAUGGGCUUGACAAGAUGAUGGUGGACAAGGACGGCGACGUGACAGUGACGAAUGACGGGGCCACCAUCCUGAGCAUGAUGGACGUUGACCACCAGAUCGCCAAGCUGAUGGUGGAACUCUCCAAGUCACAGGACGACGAGAUUGGAGACGGCACCACGGGAGUGGUUGUCCUGGCCGGAGCCCUGCUGGAGGAGGCGGAGCAGCUGCUGGACCGAGGCAUCCACCCCAUCCGGAUCGCUGACGGCUACGAGCAGGCUGCCCGCAUCGCCAUCGAACACCUGGACCACAUCAGCGACAGCGUCCUGGUGGAUGUGCUGGACACCGAGCCCCUGGUCCAGACGGCCAAGACCACGCUGGGCUCCAAAGUGGUGAACAGCUGUCACCAGCAGAUGGCCGAGAUCGCAGUCAACGCCAUCCUCACAGUCGCAGACAUGCAGCGCAGAGACGUGGACUUUGAACUCAUCAAGGUGGAGGGCAAGGUGGGCGGGCGGCUGGAGGACACAAAGCUCAUUAAAGGUGUCAUUGUGGACAAGGACUUCAGUCACCCCCAGAUGCCAAAGAGGGUGGAGAACGCCAAGAUUGCGAUUCUUACGUGCCCGUUUGAGCCACCGAAACCCAAGACAAAGCACAAGUUGGAUGUGAGCUCUGUGGACGACUACAAAGCCCUCCAGAAGUAUGAGAAGGAGAAGUUUGAGGAGAUGAUCCAACAGAUUAAAGACACCGGUGCCAACCUGGCCAUUUGCCAGUGGGGCUUUGACGACGAGGCAAACCACUUACUGCUGCAGAACAAGCUCCCUGCAGUCCGCUGGGUCGGAGGGCCGGAAAUCGAGCUGAUCGCCAUUGCCACUGGGGGGCGCAUUGUCCCUCGCUUCUCAGAGCUCACCGCUGAGAAGCUGGGCUUUGCCGGGCUUGUGAAGGAGAUCUCGUUUGGGACGACCAAGGACAAGAUGCUGGUCAUCGAGCAAUGCAAGAACUCCAGGGCGGUCACCAUCUUCAUCCGCGGGGGCAACAAGAUGAUCAUCGAGGAGGCCAAGCGUUCCCUCCACGACGCCCUGUGUGUCAUCCGGAACCUCGUCCGCGACAACAGAGUGGUGUAUGGCGGUGGCGCUGCCGAGAUCGCCUGUGCCCUGGCCGUUAGCCAGGAGGCAGACAAGUGCCCCACCCUGGAGCAGUAUGCCAUGCGGGCAUUCGCCGACGCCCUGGAGGUCAUCCCCAUGGCGCUGUCCGAGAACAGUGGCCUGAAUCCCAUCCAGACAAUGACAGAGGUGCGCGCCCGGCAGGUGAAGGAGAUGAACCCAGCCCUGGGCAUCGACUGUCUACACAAGGGCACCAACGAUAUGAAGCAGCAGCACGUCAUAGAGACCUUGAUUGGAAAGAAGCAGCAGAUAUCGCUGGCGACGCAGAUGGUCCGCAUGAUUCUGAAGAUCGAUGACAUCCGGAAGCCUGGCGAGUCUGAAGAGUGA
Chrysochloris asiatica (Cape golden mole) is the source of this 1629-nucleotide messenger RNA. It is a transcript of the gene CCT5, whose product is annotated as chaperonin containing TCP1, subunit 5 (epsilon). Gene Ontology annotation, cellular component: chaperonin-containing T-complex. Gene Ontology annotation, molecular function: ATP hydrolysis activity; ATP-dependent protein folding chaperone; ATP binding. NCBI's taxonomy places the organism in Eukaryota, Metazoa, Chordata, Mammalia, Afrosoricida, Chrysochloridae. The transcript is spliced from 11 exons. The coding region runs from base 4 to 1629 and encodes 541 amino acids. Gene Ontology annotation, biological process: protein folding. The record is from RefSeq and is a predicted model, not a curated record.